Molecule: messenger RNA, 990 nt
Organism: Colletotrichum spaethianum
Lineage: Eukaryota; Fungi; Ascomycota; Sordariomycetes; Glomerellales; Glomerellaceae
Product: salicylate hydroxylase
Exons: 2
Coding region: 1-990 (329 amino acids)
Molecular function (GO): FAD binding; monooxygenase activity
Source: RefSeq, a predicted model, not a curated record
AUGGCACCCGUUGAGGCAAGAUACGGCGCGCCUUGGUGGUACUUUUCUCGACAAGACAUCCACACAGAGCUGAAGAGAGCCGCCUUAUCUCCAAAGGGGCUGGGAAUGCCAGCCAAACUACUGCUGGGAGCCGGAAUUGAGCACGUGGACCUGGAGUCAAACACCGUCCAUCUUCGAGACAAGCGAACCUUUCAUGGCGAUGUCAUAAUCGGAGCUGACGGCAUAAGGUCGCCUUCCGGAACGUCUGUCUUCGGGUCUCUGCCAUAUGAAAAGACCGGCUUCUCGGCCUAUCGAUUCAUGGUCCCAAGCCAGCCUAUUCGUGACGACGUGGACACUGCUCAGUUUGUCGACUGCGCCAAGGUCAUUAUGAUACUCCACGGCGCGUACCGCAUCGUCAUUUACCCGUGCGCAGGCUGGGAGACGUUGAACUUUGCCUGCAUCUUUCCGGACGAUAUCGAGCGGCGCCACCAGUGGGACACGAAGGUAUCGGUGGACGACCUGGUGGAGACAUUCAAGCACCUCCAUCCCGCCGUGGUGAAGAUGCUUUCCAUGGCGGAAGACGUAGGCGUAUGGGCGCUGCGUGACCGAGAACCCUUGUCACAGAUUGUCAAAGGCAGAUUCAGCCUCAUUGGCGACGCCGCCCACGCCAUGUUACCACACCAAGGCCAGGGCGCGUGUCAGGCUAUCGAGGACGCAGAAGCGCUCCGGGUGCUCCUCAAACACGCUUUGCGUGACGAAGUAGAAGACAGGCUGAGCAUGUACAACGCACUGAGAGUGGGACGGGUUCGCCGAGUAAUCGAAAACUCGAGAGCCAUGGCGCCAAAGAGAGAGAGUGAAGGACCUGGGCAACCCGACAAGUCCUUUUCCCGCGAAUGUGCCGAUUACCACUGGAAUUACAAUGUUACGACAGAAGCGGCCAAGGUGCUGGAACAAAACGGGAUCAAGCACGUAAUGGUGAAUGAGUCCACGGGUGCUGUGUCUCUGCUCUGA